Molecule: messenger RNA, 1140 nt
Organism: Oikopleura dioica
Lineage: Eukaryota; Metazoa; Chordata; Appendicularia; Copelata; Oikopleuridae
Source: the annotation of a GenBank genome assembly
AUGAUUGCCAAAAGAAGAACGGCUGUGGAAGGACCGGAGAUCCGUUUUCCAUUCAUUCGUUCGACAAGCAUCGAGGUGGAAAUCGGAGAAGUAAAAGACGGAGAAAUUCGGCUGAAAGUAACUCCGGAAGUUGAAAUAACAUCAAGUGACACCAAUCAUCUGACCCUGAUAACUGAACCAGCUACAGAAUACGCGGUUACGGUCUUUGUUGUUUUGGAUCAGGAGAGAGAUAUCCAGACGAGCGAAAUGACGCGGAUCGUUCGAAGCUCACCGAGUCCCGAGGAACUCGAUGUACAAGUUUCGAUGGUUGAUGGCAAAUUUGACGUAAAUGUCAACGGAAUGGAUGAUGCUGAAUCGUAUAAUAUAGAUGUCAUUUCGGAUAGAGCUGGGGAAACUCAGCUUUCAGGAAGUAUUCGGUCCUUUUCCGUUGCUGAAAACCACGCGACGCUCGAAGAUAUGGAAUUAUCACGUAAAGACUCAUUGACUUUUUACGUCGCAGCGAAAAUGGGAAGAAGCAGUGCAGGAGAAGUUCGAGAGACAGAUGCAAUCGCUAUCGAAACUCCUUUCCGUUUAUGUAAUUGGGUCGAGGAGGAAUCGAGACUAUCUUGCACAGGGAAAGAUGAUCUUAGGAGUCAAAUCCUCACUUGGUCAGUCAUCGGCGACAGGGUUCAAGUGAAUGUCAAGGAUAUCGGGCAAACUGACAUUGCUUGCGACUUGGUGAAGGUUUUAAAUGUGGAUAAUAAUUUGCUAAAUGGAGUGGAACUCAAGUCGUUUUUAUCGAAAUUCAAAAACGUUGAACGGCUCAAUGCGUCUAAAAAUCGAAUUUCUUCCUUGCCUUAUGAUACCUUCAUGAACACUCCAAAAUUGUGGAAAAUCAACCUGUCGGAAAAUUUUAUCGAGACAUUCCACAAGGACACCUUUAUUUUCACCCAAGCACUUCAGGUUCUCGACGUGAGCAACAAUCCAUUAGCCUUCUGUGGAUUAGGAAUCGGCCAUUUGAGAACGCUAGAAAGCAAAUUACGAAUCCUGGAUCUUCGGGCAACCAACUUUCCAGCGAAGCUCGAAGGUCACUGGAACGCACUUAUGCUUUAUUAUGACGUAGGUGAAGCACCGCGAAUUAUUCACCAAGAAGGGAUUUAG